Molecule: messenger RNA, 3151 nt
Organism: Catharus ustulatus (Swainson's thrush)
Lineage: Eukaryota; Metazoa; Chordata; Aves; Passeriformes; Turdidae
Gene: NTMT2
Product: N-terminal Xaa-Pro-Lys N-methyltransferase 2
Exons: 4
Coding region: 16-870 (284 amino acids)
Biological process (GO): N-terminal protein amino acid methylation
Cellular component (GO): cytoplasm
Molecular function (GO): N-terminal protein N-methyltransferase activity
Source: RefSeq, a predicted model, not a curated record
CCAGAAAUCUUCAUCAUGGCCUACAAAGCAGCACAUUUGGCCUUCAAGUCGCGCUGGCACAAGACGGACGAAGAGCUCUGUCGGCACAGCAUGUCCUUUGUCUUGCACAAGGCAAUCCAAAAUGACUUCUUCAAGUGUUACCUUUAUCUGCUGGAAAAGCUUCCCCUGGUGAAACUUUAUGCCCUGACAAGUCAAGUCAUCAAUGGGGAGAUGCAGUUCUACGCCAGGGCCAAGCACUUCUACCGGGAGGUGCCGGCCACGGAAGAGGGAAUGAUGGGCGACUACAUCGAGCUCUCCAACACAGACGUGGAAUCCUCUCGGGAAUUCCUCAGGAAGUUUGUUGGGGGGGUGGGGAAAGCUGGCACCAGCCGCGCCCUGGACUGUGGCUCUGGGAUAGGUCGGAUCAGUAAGCACGUCCUGCUGCCAGUUUUCAAGAGUGUGGAGCUGGUGGAUAUGAUGGAGAAUUUCCUGGCUGAGGUGCCAAACUACCUGCAGGGCAAGGAGGACAGAGUAGAGAUGUAUUACUGCAAAAGCCUCCAGGAAUUCACUCCGGCCCCACGAAGAUACGACGUCAUCUGGAUUCAGUGGGUUUCAGGAUACCUGACAGACAAAGAUCUCCUGGAGUUUCUCAUCCGCUGCCAGGGCGGCUUGAAGGAUAACGGUGUGAUCAUCCUGAAGGACAAUGUGGCCAGGGAGGGCUGCACCCUGGAUUGCCUGGACAGCAGUGUCAUCCGAGACCUGAACAUCCUGCACAGCCUCAUCGAGAUGAGUGGACUCAGCAUCCUGCAGGAGGAGAGGCAGGAGGGCUUCCCUGAGCAGUGUGUCCCUGUGUGGAUGCUGGCCCUGCAGAAAGGCUCUGGCCACUCCUGACUGCCCAGCGAGCCUGCACAGACUGGGCUGCGCAUGAACCACGGGGCUGGGAGGGGAAAAGCAACUCCUGGAAUCCUCCUAGCCAUGCCCUGCUCCAGGGCAGCAUCUCCUAAAGGAUUGGGAGAGAAGGACAAAGCUUCUCUCAAGAACUUCUAAAUCCUACCUGCUCCAUCCUUCUUUCCAUUGUUAAGUCUUUCCUAACCUCCUUGUCAGAUCUCUUCCGUUAAGGAGUCAAUACUGUACAACACUAAUAGAAAAUAAUUAGGUCUGCAUUUUCUGUAGUAGUUAAUUUUGGGGUGUGUUAACAAAGCCUGGUUUUUACUAUGGCACUUAAGUCCUCUUGGUGUUCAAGAAGGAUCUGACAGGUCACUGAAGCAGGAAAUUCAAGUAACUUCUGGAAAACUUCACUCAAAUUUUGACUGUCCUCUCUACCUGUACUUUAAAAUAUUUAAAUCAAGAAUAUAAGAAAAGUUUUAUCUUUUUCUUGGUAUUUGCUAGGCAGUUUUUGAUUUUUUUUUUUUUCAUUUCCAUCAAUUUGGACAAUAAAACAACCUGGUUAAUUUUCCAUUUUUAGGAGAUACUUCAUCUUCCUGAUGUCUCUGCUGUAGAACAAUAGUGGUGCAUAAGGGAUUUCACACUCUGGGGGAAAGCUUGGCUGACAAAUAUCUGCAUGUUUGCAUUGAAAUUUUGUGAAAAGCUUGCCCCACAUAUUACAUUCUGGAAAAUAUUUUUUUUUCUUCAGAAUGUUCACAGUGGAAACCACUUAAAAGCCUCUCUUUAUUAUUCAUACCACUGUACAUUUCUUUCUUUCCCACAUUCAGAACAAGUCUGGCACCAUAUGCAGAGCUAAUGGGAUUUCACAGAGCGUUAAUAGUAAGACUGUAAGAAGAACUAAUACAGUAUUGUAUUAAUUAACAACUGUGCUAAACUGCAGAGAGUGUUAGUGUAACCCAAAAGCUGAGAUUUAUAUCCAAAGAGCAGCUGUAUGAGCCUGCAUUUGAAAAUACUGACAUGCAGCCCAUCUCCUUAAGGCUCACAGAAAUUACACAUGAGGCUUCUUGUCCUCUUUGUAAAGAUACAGAAAGUGCUGGGGGAGGACAGUUCAUUUUUCAAACAAAUUCAGAAUUUGGAAUUCUGCUUCGUUCUAAAGACAUGAAGGGGGAAUUUCAAAAUUUGUUAUGAGGGAAAGCUACAUAACCACAGUUUUGAUAAAAAUUCAUUAUCCAGACAAAAUCUAAUGUUUCUUUUGAAUUGAACUUUUAAUAUAAUUUGCACUUCUAAAAAAGUUUACUAAGGCUUGUUCAAAAUUUUAGAAAUGAACGAUAACAUUAUAAACAUUCCGACUGUCAGAAUUUUUAUCACUUUUUACUCCCCUGAAAUGCAAUCCUGGCAAAGCUUUUCAGACUUUUUAAAGAGUUGCACUAUGACAAAUCUCUCUGUGCUAGUGGAAAAGAGUUCUAUAAAACAUCCCUCACAUGACAGCAGGCACAAUUGGCUGUGUCAAAUAUUGUCAGCUGGGUUAGAUUAACUAAAAAAGAAGCCUGAAGAUAACAAGAUAAGGGAGCCUCUCAGCUGGAUUUUAGUACGCAUUGCUGUCCUUUGAUAACAAAUCUCCAAUUUUGAUUUUAAUUGCAUAACUCAUCUUCUCUGGCAAUAUGUUUGCACAUGUUGAGAAUUACCAGUUUAUGGCAGAAGGCUUUCUGCCAUCAGCUCUUAUCCAAGUAACUCUUCUGUUAAUGUUCCAUGGCUAAUUGGAGCAUUAAGGAAAACCACACUGGUGAUUUGGUGAAUAUUCUGGCAUUUCUUACAGCCUAGGAACUGAUGGUUCCCACGACACAGAUGCUUCUGGAAUGUUUUGACUAAUUCUUCCAUUUUGAUCAGCUGGUACUGGAUGGAAAUUGAGUAAAAUUUUUAUCAAGAUAGAAGCAUCAGUCCUAUAGCAAAAAGAAGGGAAUAUUUACAUGUUUUCCUUUACAUGGAUUACAAAUUAAUUUGUCUUUCUCCAUUUUUUCUCCCAGCCAGAGACAUCUGCCAUGGUGCAGAAUCCUUGGGGACUUGGAGAUCCUUGUGCAGUGGUGUCUGUGCCAGGCAGCUCUGAGUGGUGGUGUCACUGCAAUGGUGAGGGAAUGGCAUUGUGGAAAUGGGGGGAAUAAAGAAUUUGAUACAAAUCCAAACUGCUGCCACAUCUUACACAGGGCACAAUAUAUCAGCUGGUCAUGUGCACACCAGAGUGGUGCAGUUCAGUAAUGAGAGACAUGGUUCCAAGGUGGAUUUAGAAUGC